UGACGAGCCCUUUCCAGCCUCCUAGAUAGGGGUCCAUGAGGAUUUCUUCCUGGCUGUUCAGGCAGCUCUGGAACAUGACCAGCACCCCUUUCAAGCCAUAAACGUCCUCGCCAUCAGCCAUGAUGAAGCUAGGAAAGCGGAGGAGAGACUCCAAGCGGAUGGGGAACACCUGCCAGGAAACUUUGGUUGAGCUCGCCGGUAAUGCUGAGACGGUGAUCGCUGCAGAGCCUUGGGACGCCUUCCUUCCUUCCUUCCAGGAUGCCUGAAAUAAAAGUCACCCCCCUGGGAGCUGGCCAAGAUGUGGGCCGCAGCUGCAUCCUUGUGUCCAUUGCAGGGAAGAACGUCAUGCUCGAUUGCGGGAUGCACAUGGGAUUCAACGAUGACAGGCGGUUUCCUGAUUUUUCUUACAUCACCCAGAACGGAAGGCUGACUGACUUCCUGGACUGUGUCAUCGUUAGCCACUUCCAUCUGGAUCACUGUGGGGCCCUCCCCUACUUCAGCGAGAUGGUUGGCUACGAUGGGCCGAUUUACAUGACUCACCCGACAAAAGCCAUUUGCCCCAUUCUGCUGGAAGAUUUCCGGAAAAUCACCGUGGACAAGAAAGGGGAGACCAACUUCUUCACCUCCCAGAUGAUCAAAGACUGCAUGAAGAAAGUGGUGGCUGUCCACCUUCACCAGACUGUACAGGUGGACAGCGAAUUGGAGAUUAAGGCCUAUUACGCUGGCCACGUCCUUGGGGCAGCGAUGUUCCAGAUUAAAGUCGGUUGUGAAUCAGUGGUUUAUACCGGUGACUAUAACAUGACACCAGACAGACAUUUGGGGGCAGCUUGGAUUGACAAAUGCCGCCCCGACCUGCUGAUUUCUGAAUCCACAUACGCCACCACCAUCAGGGACUCCAAACGCUGCAGAGAAAGGGAUUUUUUGAAGAAGGUCCACGAGACCAUUGAGCGUGGGGGGAAGGUCCUGAUCCCAGUUUUCGCUCUGGGCCGGGCUCAAGAACUCUGCAUUUUGCUGGAGACCUUCUGGGAGCGCAUGAACUUGAAGGCGCCCAUCUACUUCUCAACGGGCCUGACGGAGAAGGCAAACCACUACUACAAGCUCUUCAUCACGUGGACGAAUCAGAAGAUCCGGAAAACCUUUGUCCAGAGGAACAUGUUUGAGUUCAAGCACAUCAAAGCCUUUGAGAGGACCUACGUUGACAACCCUGGGCCCAUGGUUGUGUUUGCUACGCCAGGGAUGCUGCACGCGGGCCAGUCACUCCAUAUCUUCAAGAAAUGGGCCGGCAACGAGAAAAACAUGGUCAUCAUGCCAGGGUAUUGUGUCCAAGGAACGGUGGGCCACAAAAUUUUGGGCGGGCAACGGAAGCUAGAAAUGGAAGGAAGACAAAUUCUGGAAGUGAAGAUGCAGGUGGAAUACAUGUCGUUCAGCGCACACGCCGACGCCAAGGGCAUCAUGCAGCUGAUUCGGCAGGCCGAGCCCCGCAACGUCCUGCUGGUCCACGGCGAGGCCAAGAAGAUGGAAUUCCUGAAGCAGAAAAUCGAGCAAGAAUUCCGGGUUCAGUGUUACAUGCCUGCCAAUGGGGAAACGGUGUCUGUUUUCACCAAUCCUAACAUCCCGGUGGAUAUUUCUCUCGGGCUGCUGAAGAGAGAGCUGGCGAUUGGACCCUCACCGGCCUCCAAGAAGCCGAAGCUGUUACAUGGCACCCUGAUAAUCAAGGAUAAUAGUUUCCGCUUGGUUUCUCCUGAGCAAGCCCUGAAGGAGCUGGGCCUGGGGGAGCACCAGCUGCGCUUCACCUGCCGGAUCCACUUUCAAGACCCCCGCAAGGAACACGAGACCGGCCUGUGUGUUUACAACCACCUGAAAAGCGCCUUGAAGGAUUAUUCCGUCCAGCAUCUCUCAGACACCUCCAUCAUGGUGGAGUCCAUCUUGAUCCAGGUUACGGUGCAGUCUGAGGACCCCGCCACCAAACUUCUGCUGGUGUCCUGGACAUACCAGGAUGAAGAAAUGGGGAGCUACGUCACGUCUCUGCUGAAGAAAGCCCUGCCUCAGAUUACAGGAUGAGCCUCUGGGGGCCUCCAAGCUGCUGCCAGAGACCUUUAGCUACCGAGAAGGUUUGCGCACGAGGAGGUGAGAGGGCCGUGCCCCAACGGAGCCACCACCAUCGGAAAGGAAACCGCUGCCUCGGGCAGAGUUGCAACGGCUGGCAAGAGGAGAAGAGGACGUGGUGGAAGACUUGGAUUUUUCCGAUGGAGACUGAUGGAUGGACAGAUUUUUUGGGGGUGUAACUGGACAGCUGUUGCCACUUGUGGAGGGCCGAGGAAGGGGCUGCAUUGUUCCAGCUGGCCCUGAAGCCCAGUUGAUGCACUGGAGGGAAAUGCCAGAAAAUUUUAUCCUCCAGCA
Molecule: messenger RNA, 2400 nt
Organism: Pseudonaja textilis
Lineage: Eukaryota; Metazoa; Chordata; Lepidosauria; Squamata; Elapidae
Gene: INTS11
Product: integrator complex subunit 11
Biological process (GO): snRNA processing
Cellular component (GO): nucleus
Molecular function (GO): RNA endonuclease activity
Source: RefSeq, a predicted model, not a curated record